Messenger RNA from Bolinopsis microptera, 3023 nucleotides. RefSeq names its product polypeptide N-acetylgalactosaminyltransferase 13-like. Bases 285 to 2915 code for a protein of 876 amino acids. Gene Ontology annotation, biological process: protein O-linked glycosylation. Gene Ontology annotation, molecular function: polypeptide N-acetylgalactosaminyltransferase activity. The record is from RefSeq and is a predicted model, not a curated record. Gene Ontology annotation, cellular component: Golgi apparatus. Lineage: Eukaryota; Metazoa; Ctenophora; Tentaculata; Lobata; Bolinopsidae. The transcript has 17 exons.
AAUUUCUACCUGGUACCUUGUGUAUAUUUGUUUCUUAGUUCCUUGCUCCGUAUUAUUUUUUGUGGAAUGUUGGGAUGAACUGAUCGUGCCGAUUGAGCUUCCAAAAUUUGAAGAUCUAUCCUGGGUGUCUGAUAACAGCGGUUGUAGACAGCAUCGAGUUAUUUAAUUUCAAGAAGAAUCGGCACUAGGAGAGCCGAGAGACAUAAUUGUGUUAAGUGACUGGAGAAUCAUUACACAUAGUAACAAUACCCUCUAUAGCAAAUUGAAGAGAGACCCCAACAAAAAUGAAAGGAUCAGACAUAAGAAUAAAGCUGUUGACCCUGAAACACAAAGCUCACCAGCUACUACUCGAGUUCUUAGCCAACCCUCAUGCUCCUGUAUACCUUAAAAUCUUAGGACUGGCUGCUGCUUUCCUUCUGUUCAUGUUACUCUUGCAGAUUGGUUCAUUUGUGUGGACGCUUCUUUCUUACCACAGAGACCCAGUAGGGUACCUCAGAGAAUAUUACGACCCUCUCACACCGCGACACGUGGACACAUCAGAAUUUAGAACCUCCGAUGAUCAUGUAAUGGAUCUAGAGGGAUACAAAGAGGAGUUAUUUAAAUUAAACGAAUUUAAUACUUAUUUAAGCGACAAAAUACCAGUUAACAGAAUGCAUAAAGAUCCUAGAUCAGAGAGUUGUCGGAUAGCAGCAAAACGGCUCCCACCGGACGCUGAACUAGCCUCAACCUCUAUAAUAAUUGUAAUGUAUAACGAGGAGCUAUCAACCUUGCUACGGACACUUGUUAGUAUUGUUCUCAAUACUCCCAUGGACAGUGUCAAGGAAAUUAUUAUCGUAGAUGAUAAAUCCUCUAGAGAUGAACUGAGAUCACGAUUAGAUAAAGAAGUAGCCAAUUUUCCGUUUGUUAAGAUUAUCAGGAAUUCUAAAAGGGAAGGGUUGAUGAGAAGUAGGAUUAUAGGUUCUAAAGGAGCAGAAGGUAAAGUACUGAUUUUCCUGGACAGUCAUGUGGAGGUGUUGCAGGGCUGGUACUCUACUGUUGUAGCCAGAGUCAUGGAGGAUAGGAAAACUGUAGUCUGCCCUGUGAUAGCAACAAUAGACCACACUACUCUUAACCUUGUCUCCGAUAAAUACACGGCCAUUUGGGGGGCUUGGGACUGGGACAUGAGCUUCAGGUGGAGACCAAUCCCUGCUAGAGAGCUUCAGAGACGAGGAUUUGACGACAGUGCCCCUAUCAGGACUCCAGCAAUGUCAGGCGGCAUAUUUGCGAUGGACAAGGAGUACUUCUUUGAGAUCGGAGCGUACGAUCCCGGGAUGAAGGUUUGGGGAGCUGAGAAUCUAGAACUUUCCUUCAGGGUCUGGAUGUGCGGUGGAGCCAUUGAAAUUAACACGUGCAGCUACGUGGGGCACAUUUUCAGGAGAACAAGUCUUAUCUUACAGACUGUGACAGGUGAAACUGCACUUCAACAGAAUACUAAACGUAUGGUGGAUGUUUGGCUCGAUGAGUACAAGGAAGCUGUUUUUGCUGCAGUGCCGGGUAACAAGAACGUAGAGGGAGGAGACAUUGUCUCCAGAGUUCUGCUGAGACAGCGACUAAAGUGCAGGUCCUUCUCAUGGUACCUCCGAGAGGUGUUCCCUGACCAACCUCGUCCUGAGAGGGACUUUGUGGGGUACGGUGAGGUGAAAGGGCCCGGUGACGUCUGUCUUGAUAACCUUGGGCCAGGUGUUGGUCACCAGGUUGGGGUUUAUUCCUGCCAUGGAAAGGGAGCCAACCAGUUUUGGAAGUUGUUACAGAGCGGAGAGUUUGUUAAUGAUAACCUGUGUCUUGAUGGAGACGGUGGGAACCCCAGGAAAGUAGUGUUAUACGAGUGCCACGGACUCAGAGGCAACCAGCAGUGGUUUAUUACAGAGGAUAACACAGUGAAACACGGUGGAAGUGGGAAAUGCCUGACACACGACGGGAAAUUCCUACAACUCCUACCAUGCGAUAUGGCUGACGAUCGGUUCAAGUGGAAAUUUGCUGCAAUGUCGCCGGGUGUUUUGACCAAAUUUCACGUCCUGUUCUCCAAACAAUUCGGCUACAAAACAAAAGCUGAACAAGCUGAAGCAGAAGCCAAGAAGGACGAAGAGAAAAGAAAGCGAGCCGAGGAGAAAGCCAAGAAAGAGGCAGAGAGACUGAGACUAGAGGAAGAGAAACAGAAAAAGGAAGCAGAGGAAGAGAAAGCAAGAAAGGUAUUAAAAGAGGAGAAGAGGGAAGAAGAGAAAGCAAAUAAGGAGAAAGCAAAUAAAGAGGCAGCUCAGAAACAGAAUGAUGAGGAGGAAUUCAGAAUAUGGAGGGCUGAGAAAAAACGUUCAGAGGAACAAGCUAAUGGAGAAAAAAGUAAAUAUGAGGAAGAAUUAAGGAGGAAGAGGGAGGAAGAAGAACAGAGAAAGGCGGAGGAAGAACGUAAGCGAAUAGAAGAAGAAUCAGAAGAGAGAAAAAAAUUCGAGGAAGAGAAACGUCUUAGAGAAGAAAAAGAAGCGGAAGAAAAGAGGUUAGCUGAAGAAAAAACGUUAGCCGAAGAAAAAAGGUUAGCUGAAGAAAAAAGGUUAGCUGAGGAGAUGAAAGAAAGGGAGAGAAAGAGGCGAGAAGAAGAAAAUAAAAAGAAGUUAGAAGAAGAAAAUAAGUUAGAAGCUGAAGUGGUAGUCGAAGAUAAAAUAGAAACUGAGGCCGAGUCAGACAAGGUAGAAGAAAACGUCAAUGACAAAGAAACUGAUCAGGAAUCAAAAGAUUCCUUAUCAGACUUGUUCGAAGACAAACCCGCUAAAAAAGAAGACAAUAUAGACUCAGGGUCAGAUUCGGAUCAGGGAGGAGGUGAUGAUGAUAUGAAGGAGUAUUUAGCUUGGAAAGCUGCUCAGAAAAAGAAAGCUGCCGAAUAAUCCACAAAUUGCUGGAAUCAUAAAUUUAUUUUGAUCAUGUGAUUUUUGAUAAGGCCCUGAGGAGUGUGGGUAUCUGUGAUUUCAGAUUUUGUUAGGACUUAGUAUUAC